CUUUGUAAACACGCCCACCAAGGUGACGCUGGGAGCUGAUCAGGCUUAUCGUUUUGUCGCCUGUAAACACAGCUGGAUCCCGGUAGAACACAGGCGCGAUGCUGCGGGUCCUCGGUGCUUCUCAGGUCCGGUUCCUGAGGCGCACGGACGGUUCUUWUUAAAGACGCAUGGGACUAGACCUGGAUCUGCAGCGCGGAGGGRAAAGGAGCGAGUUUCCAAAGUUUGUAGUCAUUUCUGGAACAGCUACCUGAAGGCUGGAGCACCAUAAUGGAGCUUAAAAAGAAAGAGAGCUUUAGUCGAGUGGCUUUUCGGAAGAAACAACGGAGUCUGGAUAUUCAGGAGCAGGAAGCUCAAGAGAGGAGAAGCAAAACUCCAUGUUGCCAGACGAAAAGCGCCGAAGAUGAGAACUGUGUGGGAGUGAAAAUCGAACAGUCCAGAGCUCUCGGCAGCAGCCUGAUUUACAAACAGCCCAGCGCCUCCACCGUGCAGGAUUGUUUGAAUCGAGCGACUGCAGUGACCACUAACAGGACCAGAGGAGGGGUCCAUGGCAGAGGACCUGGCAGCAGGCCUCGUCUGCCGUCUAAACCUGAAG
Austrofundulus limnaeus is the source of this 592-nucleotide messenger RNA. RefSeq names its product glutamic acid-rich protein. The record is from RefSeq and is a predicted model, not a curated record. NCBI's taxonomy places the organism in Eukaryota, Metazoa, Chordata, Actinopteri, Cyprinodontiformes, Rivulidae.